AACCAGCGGAGAGAAUCAAGAGCCGGAGAGGUACGCUCUGCCAACUGAGAAAUCAGUGCGGUUCCGCGGUAGUACCGGUUAACACGAUAUCCGGACUCGAUAGUCGCCUCAUUUUGAAACUGACGCCGAUUGUCGUCUAUUAUUCGCUUUCGUGUCCCGACCGAUGGAUUCUUAGCGACGGGUGAUGUGGCCCUCGGUGUGAAGUGACAGUGAGUGGAACGAUAGCGAUCGGUAUUAUCGUUGAACGUGGAUCGGAAGAUACGAUGCGCGAGAUCGUUUGCGAAAUGACAGAAAUCGGCUGAAGCAAAAGUGCACCAGAUCACAAGAAUCAGUUGUGUCCGAUUAGGUUUCGUCAGAGGUCAAAUUUCAAUCGGUCCCGUAGUGUCGACGGCGAAGUCAGAUUGCUGAAAAAACUCAACCAUGAUACCGAUGUCGUGAGGGGAAUAACAGCAGCCGCAGUUGUGCCAAAAAUGAUGAGCAAUGGCGAAGGGGUGGUAGUGCAGCAACAGGGUACCGGAAGCGCCUGCAGCAUUUCGGAAAACGUUGACAUGGCGACCUCGACAUCCGCGUCCGCGGCUAGUCUGAAACCCAGAAGCGGGAAGAUCAGUUUCAGCGUUGACUCUCUUCUGAGUGGCACUCGUCGGUCACCGGGAUCGUUAUCGAGGAAAGAAUGCAACGCCGAUCAGGAGCGAAUCAUGGAUACGGACAAAAGCAUCGACGUCGAACGGAUGGGUGCGAGGUACAGGGAACUCUUGGUGGAACAGCAAAGAUUGCACAACCAAGAACUGCUGGUCAGACUGAGCCCGCACCGGGACCAUCAGGGAUCGUUCGUCAAUCAUCAGAGAAGUGGUUUGGAGCAGCUGCAGCAGCAGUCGAGUCCUCAGCAGCCGACCGAAAGAAGGGAUCAGAUACUAACGGUGAGGGAUUUCUCGCGCACGUCCAGUCACGAAAAGUCAUCUGCACCGUCCAUCAGGAUCAGUCUGGCCGAGGUCAGGGAUCGGUUACAACAGGAUCAGGACAAACGUCCGGCGUCCUCGCCCAGUCGAGCUGGAAGUGAUUUUCGAGAUGAUCACCACGAUCUUCAGGACGAUAGGAUCGUCAACAGAUCGGUUGUGUCUCCGGCUAUGCGGAGGGAAUUCGACGACAGGAGUGAUUCCGAGGCGAACAAGUCGGUGGAAGGCGAUCGGACGCAGGAGCACCUGGACGAGGAGAACGACGUCAGAAGUGUCGGACAUUCCGAGGAUCUGAACGUUACGGACUCGGACUCGGAGAUCGAGAAGGACCCGGACGGCACACCGGAGAAGGAAAAGUCCAGUCCGGUUGUGCCGCAACCGAUCCAUCCUGGCGUUCAAAGGCCACCGGGAACGUACCUGGGGGGUCCCGGUGGUCCCGGAUGGAACCCGGGAGGAUUUCCACAUUCCCUUGCCGGGUUCGCGUGGCUCCCCCCACCUCCGCAUCCCCACAAUCCGCACGGACAUCUGUACCCUCAACACGGCGGGCCUACGAGUCCGAACGGUGAUCUGAGGCUGCCCGGUCCCGGCGCUGGUCCGGUUCGGUGUACCCUCCGGAAGCACAAACCGAAUCGGAAACCAAGAACGCCGUUCACCACGCAGCAGCUUUUAUCGUUGGAGAAAAAAUUUCGCGAAAAACAAUAUCUCAGCAUAGCGGAGAGGGCGGAAUUUUCAUCGUCGCUUCACUUAACAGAAACACAGGUGAAAAUAUGGUUUCAAAAUCGUCGGGCCAAGGCGAAACGUCUCCAAGAAGCGGAAAUCGAGAAACUGAGAUUGUCGGCGCGACCGCUCCUUCAUCCGAGUUUCGGACCGGGCCUCAGAGAUUUGGGACUAAUGUUUCCAGGUGUAGGUCCCCCAGGUGGUCCGGAAUUCAUAGCGGCAGCGAUGGCCAGACAUCCGCACGCCGCUGCCGCUGCUGCGAUGUUCAUGGCGCCUCCUGGGCACAGGCCGUAGAGACUUUGAUCGACGUUUUAUUUAUAUUUCAAUUAAAUUAAUAUCAACCUAACACUACGAGGGCCAAAAAAUCAUUAUACCGGGAUAACGUGAGACAAUUUUUUCAACGUUAAAACGAUCAUUAUGUAUUACGAAUGAGGGAAAUUCUUUCGCCGAAUUAUACGGAUGGGCGCGAGCUUGGAUAAAUAAUUUUGGAUGGACGUGUAAAUGAAGUAGAACAAGAAAAAAAAGUUGGGAUAAAAUUGAAUAGCGAAAAGAAGACGAUGAAGAAAACGCAAAAGACUUUUGAUCUCAAAAAUUAAACGAACAAAAUAGGAAAUUGUAUCCGACUGUAAAUAGUGUAAAUAUGAUACAAUAAUUAUAUUACCACAUAAUAUAUUAUAUACAUACAUAUAUAAAAUGACGCUGAAUAAAUUAAUUAAAAUGAAAUUGUGUAAAAUACAUAAAUAAUAUGUUACAUAUACGAUAAUAAUGACGAUGAUGCUAAAUAUUAUUGCCGAUAACAUGUUAACAUCAAUUAUUUAAUAAAAAAAAAAUGAAAUAAAAUGAAUAAAAAAAGUAAUAAUUAAAAAUAAAAAAUUUAAUUAAAAUCAAAACGAAAACACACACAUCAUCAUCAUUCUGUCUAACGUGGUAUUAAUAAUAUGCAAAAGUGAUAAGCGAUUCUCCUGUACCUAUAUACAUAUAUAAAUAUAUAUAAAUAUAUAUAUAUAUAUAUUAUAAUUAUAAGAUAGAUUGUAUAAAUGUAAUAUGAUACAUCAUAUAUUACAUAUAAUUUAUCCAUUGAAUUAUACAUAAAAUUAUAGUAGACGAAUAAAAAACAAAACUGAUUCAAUAUUACACUACACAUACGAAGAUUAUGAUAUCAAUAUUAUAUAUUAUAUAUAUAAUAUAUAUAUGUAUAUGGUUAUAACCUUGUAGAGAUAAUUCGAAACACUAAUUAUGAGUGAUUGUGACGUCGUAUAAUUUUAAUUACAUAACGCCGUAUUAGAAAACAGUUUCUUAAUUUUCGUCGUUCAUUUUUGUUUAAUCUUAUUUUUUAUUUAUUUUCUCUUUUUAAUUACGUUUCAUUAAUUAAUUUAUUUGAUACUUCGUAUACCCCCUUGUAUUUAUGACGGAUAUAUUAUAAUUGUAUCAACAGCUCGUGGCAAUGAUUCUAAUCGAAUAAUUAUAUAAUAAAUUUAAUUAUAUAUUUACACUCCGCGCGUCACAAGUGAUAAGGUUGGAAUGAGAAGAAGAUCAACACGAAAUAGAAACGAUAGUCUAAUCAAAAAAGCAUAAUAACGAUGUACAUUACACACAGCUCGAACGGGAGUCAAAGUUUUAGCUACUGUACAUUACCGGAUCAGCUCCGGGUCAUGAAACCGGGUAAGCGCCAAGUCAGGCAAAAUCUGAGUGAUAGACGCGUACUUAUGUACUGUACUAAAUGUACGUAAUAUUUGCGGCUGCGGGUGUAUUAUAUAGUUGUUGGAAGAAAAAAAAAAACAAAAAAAAAUUAACAACACGAGAAUUAGCGCAUGUAACGUGUUACAAUUACCUUGAAGAUACAUUAGAAUUAUUUUAUAGUUUCCCGCAGACGAUCAAAGUUACGUAAUUGCAAAAAAAAAAAGAUUGAAACAAACGAAAAAGGAUCAAUAAAAGAAAAAAAGAAUGAAAUGAAAUAAAAUGA
Messenger RNA from Athalia rosae (coleseed sawfly), 3633 nucleotides. It is a transcript of the gene Msx, whose product is annotated as muscle segmentation homeobox-like. Gene Ontology annotation, biological process: embryonic morphogenesis; regulation of transcription by RNA polymerase II. The coding region runs from base 471 to 1964 and encodes 497 amino acids. Gene Ontology annotation, cellular component: nucleus. Gene Ontology annotation, molecular function: RNA polymerase II transcription regulatory region sequence-specific DNA binding; DNA-binding transcription factor activity, RNA polymerase II-specific. NCBI's taxonomy places the organism in Eukaryota, Metazoa, Arthropoda, Insecta, Hymenoptera, Athaliidae. The transcript is spliced from 3 exons. The record is from RefSeq and is a predicted model, not a curated record.